Molecule: messenger RNA, 903 nt
Organism: Rhipicephalus sanguineus (brown dog tick)
Lineage: Eukaryota; Metazoa; Arthropoda; Arachnida; Ixodida; Ixodidae
Product: transmembrane protein 234 homolog
Source: RefSeq, a predicted model, not a curated record
AUGCUGACCCUGGCAGCGCACCUAGUUACCGCCUUUGUUCUUGUUUUUGCAGUCCAAAUACUGUGGCUAGUGGCGGUGGCCGCCCUGUGGGGUUUCUCAGCUCCACUCCUGCGUAGAGGAGGCAAAGGCGUGGAGGAUAUCAAACGCGAUGGAGCACUGAGCCAGUGGCUCGCUGAAGUGAAGUUUCUCGCCACCAGGCCGCAGUACGUGAUGCCAUUCCAUAACCAGAGUGGGUCUGCAAUUUAUGCUCUGGCCCUUGGGUCUGCAGACUUGUCCUUGGCAGUGCCAUUAACCAAUUCUCUCAACUUCAUCUUCGUUACCUUGGCUGGGCGCAUUCUGGGUGAAACGACCACCAGCGCUCGCACGUACACUGGCAUGGCUUUUGUGACCACAGGAGUGACACUAUGCGUGGCUGACAAAGCCUGGAACCAGGGUUGACGUCCAACUUUUUUUUUUAUGCUAGAGCAUCGAGAGAGCAGUCACCGGUGAUACCAGCACGUGUCUAUCAUCCAUGUACACCUAGGAAAGUGAGAUUGUCGAGGAAUUUGUACAGAAAUCGUGACAUUCCAGGCUCAUAGUAGGUCACCUGCUGGUACACCUUGUAUUUAUUUAAGUGCCAAACAGAAGUAUUCAAGUGCUGUAAUAUUGCAUGUAACUUCAUCUUGCGUAGCUCGGGUCCUAAUGUAGUCAGCAAUACGGCGCUGUCUCGUCAACUUGCAGCUAUGUGCAAGCUACGCAGAUUCUAAUUUUCAUGCUGGCACACGUCAUUUGUUACACAUUGCAUAGAUUCUUCUACACUAGUUCUGGACAGUGCUGCAUGAGGUGUUGCAAGAGUCUGUGUUUGAGUGCAUUGAAGUGUCAACUUUCUUUCUUCACGCUGCACUGAAUUGGUAGUGCAGAAAA